CACCUCAAUAACAAAUCAAAACCACCAAAGUUAUAAUGUCUUCUCGACAAUCGGUGAGGCAUCCAAGUCACAACCAUCCAUUGCGCAGUCACAAAUGCGAAGCAAAAGACGAAAUCAUCUGUUCAGGUUGCGAUCUCGAUCUGAUUGGUGCAGCUUUCAAAUGCUCAAAAUCAUCAGACUGCGAUUACUUCUUGCACAAGUCAUGUUUUGCCCUUCCACGUGAAACCAACCACAAAUCUCACCAGCCCCAUUGUUUAACUUUACUCUAUUCCCCAAAGUCGACGUAUACGUGUCAGGCCUGCGGUGAGUACGGAUCAAGUUUCACCUACAACUGUUCGAUCUGUCAGUACGAUGUACAUGUCGGUUGUGUUUCAAUGCCUGAAACCGUGAGGCGUGAAGAUCACGCGCAUCCACUCACUCUUCUUUACAGUUCUCCUUAUACCGAACCCGGUUUAGUUUUCACCUGCGAUGUUUGUAAAGAAACCGUACCGGAUAAUCUCUGGGCGUACUACUGCAUGGAAUGUGAUUACGGUACACAUUUACACUCAUGUGCGAGAGAGGAAGAAGAGGCAAAGAAAGGAGAAGGAGAAGGAAGCAAAAGCUCGGCGAAUCAAGAGUUAGCUGCAAUGCUCGAAGCUCAAAGAGAGAUGGAGAAUAUGCAGAUUGAGAUUCAUUUGGCCAUGCAGAGUGCUUUGUUCGCGAAAAAAGCGAAUAAGGCAGCUAUCAGUUAUAUCUAGUUUUAAGAAUUUGUGAUCCAUUUGGUAUUAUCUUCACUUUUCCAAUUUACUCGUAAUUUUGAAUUUUUUUUUACUUGCUGUUUGCUUUUCCUUGAUUUCGUGUUUCCAAGCUUUCAUGUUGUUGUCCUUUUUAUUUGUAAUUAAUAAAAGCGAAAAGUGUUGUUGCUU
This is a messenger RNA of Raphanus sativus (radish), 905 nucleotides long. Its product is annotated as protein VACUOLELESS GAMETOPHYTES. The record is from RefSeq and is a predicted model, not a curated record. The transcript has a single exon. Lineage: Eukaryota; Viridiplantae; Streptophyta; Magnoliopsida; Brassicales; Brassicaceae. Bases 36 to 737 code for a protein of 233 amino acids.